AUGGCACCUGCAGCAACUGGAGGCAAGAAGCAGAAGAAGAAGUGGUCCAAGGGCAAGGUCAAGGACAAGGCCCAGCACGCCGUCGUUCUCGACAAGCAGACCAACGACAAGCUCCAGAAGGAUGUCCAGUCCUACCGCCUCAUCACUGUUGCCACCCUCGUCGAUCGCUUGAAGAUCAACGGCUCGCUUGCACGAAAGGCGCUUGCCGACCUCGAGGCCAACGGUCAGAUCAAGAAGGUUGUCGGACACUCAAAGCUCAGCAUCUACACACGAGCUAUCGGCGCCGAGGAGUAA
This is a messenger RNA of Alternaria atra, 294 nucleotides long. RefSeq lists its product as uncharacterized. Gene Ontology annotation, cellular component: cytosolic small ribosomal subunit. The record is from RefSeq and is a predicted model, not a curated record. NCBI's taxonomy places the organism in Eukaryota, Fungi, Ascomycota, Dothideomycetes, Pleosporales, Pleosporaceae. Bases 1 to 294 code for a protein of 97 amino acids. The transcript is spliced from 4 exons. Gene Ontology annotation, molecular function: structural constituent of ribosome.